GGGUGGGGACUACACGUCCCAGGGCGCCCCGCGCGGCCCCGGCGCCUACCGGACGCGGACGCUGAGGCCUGUUUUGCGCCCCGGGGCGGGGGGCCUCGCCCGGACGGCUUCCCGGCGGCUACGGCGGCGCGAUGGACAGCCCCGAGGUCACCUUCACGCUGGCCUACCUGGUGUUCGCCGUAUGCUUCGUGUUCACGCCCACCGAGUUCCACUCGGCCGGGCUCACGGUGCAGAACCUGCUGUCGGGCUGGCUGGGCAGCGAGGACGCCGCCUUCGUGCCCUACCACCUGCGUCGCACGGCCGCCACGCUGCUGUGCCACUCGCUGCUGCCGCUCGGCUACUACGUGGGCAUGUGCUUCGCAGCUUCAGAAAAGCGGCUCUACUCCCCGAGCCAGGCCCCGGAGACCUGGCGGCUCUUCCUCCUGCUGGCGCUGACGCUGCCCACCGCUGCCUGCGCCCUGAUCUACCACUGGUCCCGCGACCGCUGGGCCCACCACCCGCUGGCCCGCGCCCUGGCCCUCUACGCCCCCCCGCAGUCGGGCUGGCGGGCCGUCGCUUCCUCCGUGAACACCGAGUUCCGGCGGAUUGACAAGUUUGCCACCGGGGCGCCAGGCGCCCGCGUGAUUGUGACGGACACGUGGGUGAUGAAGGUGACCACGUACCGCGUGCACGUGGCCCAGCAGCAGGACGUGCACCUGACCGUGACGCAGUCCCAGCAGCAUGACCUCUCGCCAGACUCGAACCUGCCCGUGCAGCUCCUAACCAUCCGCGUGGCCAGUGCCAGCCCUGCCGUGCCGGCCUUCGACAUCCGGCUGAACUCCACGGAGUACGGUGAGCUGUGCGAGAAGCUCCGGGCACCCAUCCGCAGCGCAGCCAACGUGGUCAUCCGCCAGAGCCUGGGCGACCUGUUCCUGGAGACCUUCGCCUCCCUGGUGGAGGCCAACCCGGCCUACUCAGUCCCCAGCAGCCAGGACCUGGAGGCUUGCAUCGGCUGCAUGCAGACCCGGGCCAGUGUGAAGCUGGUGAAGACCUGCCAGGAGGCGGCCGAGGGCGCGUGCCAGCAGUGCUCCUGCCGCCCCAUGUGGUGCCUCACCUGCAUGGGCAAGUGGUUCGCCAGCCGCCAGGACCCACAGCGCCCUGACACCUGGCUGGCCAGCCGAGUGCCCUGCCCCACCUGCCGGGCACGCUUCUGCAUCCUGGACGUGUGUGCCGUCCGAUAAGCCCGCUGGCCCUGCCGGUGACCCUUGAAGAGCAGGCAGGAAUUAGGGCCUCCAUCCAGGCUGUCAGCAGGUUGGCAGGGUGACUCGCCUCUGUCCUGAGGCUGCCAGGAGGGCCAGGGCUUUUUGAAGUUUUCUGCUGCAGUGGGGUUGGUUUUCAGCACCUCUGCGUCCCUCACUCUCUGUUCUUCUGAGUAGGGGUGGCGUGCUGGACACCGGACAUGGUGCUGGGUCUGUCUCCAGGGCGUUCUGGGCCGCUGUGCCGGAGACCCCGUGGUCUGCCCCAGGUGGCCCUCGCCUGAACCACUUGCCUUAAAUUUCUGGGCACAAGACCUUUGACUGCUCCUCAUCAGCUACCCGACAGACUCAGAUUUGCCCAAGGCUGCCCCACUCCUGUCCCCAGCCUGCCUCCACUCUGAGGACCUGGCACAGAGCGGGGAAGUGGAGGGGGAGACCCGAGUCACUGCUCCAGGGAGGAAACAGCGCCCAGGGUCUCCCGGGGAUCGUGGCCGGCCAAGGCCCGCCCCCUGCCCCGGGAUACCUUGGGCUUUCUGUCAGGGUCUGGGUGCGGGGCUGGCUGUUUUUAGCCAUGUGUUUGUGGGCGCUGCCCACCCCUCGGAGGGGUCUGUACCACGUGCCUUCUGCUGCCCAUGAGUCCAGGGAAAGGGCCCAGUCUUAGACGCCUGGUUGCAAGGGCGCUGAAUUGAAGACCAAGCACCCCAGCAACAUCCUCCAUCUGGAAAACGGGCACCAGGCCGGUCACAGCCCCGCAGGAUCUGCCCCUUCAGAAGGGGACGUGCUCCGCGGUUGAGGCUGUGACAGCCGUCUUCCCAGGUCCUGGUGGUGCCGGUGGGGAGCAGUGAGGGAAGUUCCAGGCCCAGGGUACAGCUGACAGAUGGAGCUGUGGGAGUGGCCCCAAGCCCCCUAAACCUAGUCAUUUUAAGCAGGGGAGAUGGACUCAGCUGGCCCAGCUCACCCAUGGCCGCACCAAACUCACGGAUUGGGAGUGAGAAGGCCCAGCUUUGUGGUCCUCGGGGCCACGCACAGAUGAAGGCCAUCAGAGGGGCAGCCAGGAGCCGUGCCCUGCCCUGCCUCAGCCUGGAGUUUCAAACCCUGGUAAGGGAGAGCCAGGUCUGGGGACAUUUUUUCUGCAAAAGAACAUUGCUUAGUUUUAUAAAGAUAGAUCUAUUGUAGUGAAGUGAUACACUAUUUAAUAAAAUAUUAGUAUGAACUUGUAA
Messenger RNA from Phacochoerus africanus (Common warthog), 2455 nucleotides. RefSeq names its product transmembrane protein 129, E3 ubiquitin ligase (gene TMEM129). Gene Ontology annotation, molecular function: ubiquitin protein ligase activity. Gene Ontology annotation, cellular component: membrane; endoplasmic reticulum. Lineage: Eukaryota; Metazoa; Chordata; Mammalia; Artiodactyla; Suidae. The transcript is spliced from 4 exons. Gene Ontology annotation, biological process: protein ubiquitination. Bases 132 to 1220 code for a protein of 362 amino acids. The record is from RefSeq and is a predicted model, not a curated record.